Messenger RNA from Priapulus caudatus, 432 nucleotides. Its product is annotated as RNA-directed DNA polymerase homolog. The transcript has a single exon. NCBI's taxonomy places the organism in Eukaryota, Metazoa, Priapulida, Priapulimorpha, Priapulimorphida, Priapulidae. The record is from RefSeq and is a predicted model, not a curated record. Bases 1 to 432 code for a protein of 143 amino acids.
AUGGAGCAGAUGGGCGUAAUCACAAAAGUUACGGAGCCGACCGACUGGGUCAGCAGCCUGGCAUUCAGUCGCAAGUCAAAUGGGCGACUGCGCGUGUGCCUAGAUCCCAAGGAUCUUAACACGGCAAUCAAGCGUCCACACUACAAGACUCCCACGUUGGAGGAGAUCACGCACAGAUUUGCCGGGGCGACUACCUUCUCGAAACUUGAUGCCCGUCAUGGGUACUGGUCGAUAUCAUUGGAUGCGCAAUCGAGCUGGCUCACGACGUUCAACAGCCCGUUCGGCAGAUAUCGUUUCCGGAGGCUCCCGUUCGGACUAAACGUGAGCCAAGAUGUGUUCCAGAAACGUAUGGAUCAUAUUCUGGAGCAGUGUCCAGGCACCACUGGCAUUGCAGAUGAUGUUGCGGUGUUCGGUAAAUCAAAGGAAGUGUGA